Molecule: messenger RNA, 2414 nt
Organism: Cheilinus undulatus (humphead wrasse)
Lineage: Eukaryota; Metazoa; Chordata; Actinopteri; Labriformes; Labridae
Gene: rasl11b
Product: RAS-like, family 11, member B
Exons: 4
Coding region: 151-924 (257 amino acids)
Molecular function (GO): GTP binding; GTPase activity
Source: RefSeq, a predicted model, not a curated record
GCUGCUUUCUGCUACACGGUCUGCUGUUAAAGUGUGAUUUAUUCAAACUCUGCCGGAGCCGAGAGAGGAUUUACUUUGUUCUUUUUUUCACUCGAGGCGAAAAGAUAGUCUUUCUCUACAUUUCUGGACUGAACUGACAAAGAAGGAAAAAUGCGUCUGAUCCAGAACAUGUCGACCAUCGCGGAGUAUCCCACCCCGGAAUACCCUGCACCUAACCGGGUCAUGAAGAUGGCUGUGAUCGGGGGCAGUGGAGUGGGGAAAACCGCACUAGUGGUGAGAUUCCUCACAAGGCGAUUUAUUGGAGAUUAUGAGAGAAAUGCUGGUAAUCUGUACUCCAGGGAAGUCCAGGUAGACUCGGAGCAGGUGACCAUCCAGGUUCAGGACACUCCUGGGGUGGAGAUGACUGAUAAUGGGGUCAGCCUCCCAGAUCAUGUCACGUGCUCCAUCCAGUGGGCCGACGCGGUGGUGUUGGUUUACUCCGUCACAGACCGCCGCAGCUUCGAUCUUAUCGACCAAUUACACCAGCUGGUCGUCCGUGCAGGCGGAGCCAACAUGCCUCCCGUAAUCCUGCUUGCCAAUAAGGCGGACCUGCUGCACCUGAGGCGCGUUGACUCCCAGCAGGGCCCCCUUCUGGCCGGAACGCUCGGCUGCUCCUUCUACGAAGUCUCGGCCAGCGAGGACUACAGCCAGGUGCACCACGCUUUCCACCGACUCUGCUGCCAGCUUGCCAAGCAGCCGCCGCCCCCCGCCUCCAACUCCUCCUCCUCCUCAUCCUCAUCCUCAAACACAAACUCUGCCAGCGCCGUCACGGAGAAGAGACGCUCCCCUCUCAUCCCCAGACCAAAGUCUCCGAACAUGCAGGACCUGAAGAGGCGGUUCAAGCAGGCACUGUCAGCCAAAGUCCGGACUGUCACCUCGGUGUGAAGAGAAGAGCUGAACGUGGUCCAGAGAGGCCAGAGAGACAAAGAAAGCAGUGAAGGAGAGAAAGACGGAGGAGACUUUCUCCACCGGCGUCCUGCAGCGCUCUGUCUGAGGAGGAACAGUGUGAGUCUGACAGAAAACUGGAAGCUGAUGACUCUGUAGAGAAGAGAUGACCUCUGAGCUGCAGGCCGUGCCUGGUAUCAUGUGGGGUGCGAGGUUGUCACAACUGUUGGUGCUUUGAUACUUUUUCUUUACCAUGAGCUUGAAAUGCAACAACAUCCACUGUUUAUGAAAGAAAAAAAGUCAUAUUGUCAACCUAAAGCUGCAGAGAGCAGUGUAAAGAGAGCAAGUGCCGCUAGUGACAAACAAUGCCAUGAUACGGAGAAAUAAAAUAUUUUUUUCUUAAGCAGUGGUUCUCAACUGCUGGGUCUGGACCCAAAAAUGCAUGCUUAGAAAAGAAAUAUUGCAAAAAUCCACGAUUUAAAGAAUCCCUAAGCUCUUUUGUUGGUAUAACAAGUAAAAUUUAUUGUUUUAUUAAGGUCUUAACUAAUUUACGUUGGGAUAACAAAGCUAGUUUCCCAUAAUAAUGUGUUAAUUUCCCCAAAUCUCUAGAGAACAACCCAACGAGUUAAAGAAAAUGCAUAAAUUUAUGCUUUUCAAACAUGCUCUUUUCCUGCCUUUUUCUUCAAUUAUGUUUUCAUGCAUCUAGGAUCCAAAUUUCAGUGAUAUUGCUAAGUUAUUCAAAAUGGUGGAUUUCCUGUUGGAGUUGAGGUAUGGGUCCAAGAGGCUUUUUUGUAGCUCUGAUCAAGGCAAACAAGCCCACCAAAUUUCAAACAUGUAGCUGAAAGUAACUUCUAUUGUGACCUCUUUGUAAAAGGGGGCGCCAUGGAGCCAUUUUGCCACACUUGGCAAAGAUUGGAGCAUUUUAGGGCAUGAUAAAGUGGCCAAAUUUGUGAUUUCUAUACCAAUAUUUCUUUGGGUCCUCACUUAGAGGUUUGUGCUCUCACCCAAACUGACUUAUUUGUGCUGCCAUGGUAUCAAAAAAAUGUAUCAGUAUCAUUUUUAAUUGAACAGUAUCAAGCUGGAACUCAAAAUUCUUGGAUUGUGACAACUCUAGAGGAGAAACGACACCAGAGGAAGACUGACGCUCAGACUUUGAGCAUAAAAACAAACUGAAUCUCUCAGCAACAGCAGCUCUGAAGAACCCUGCUGCGUAUUUUUAGCUGCCAUUGUGUCGUUCUUUUUUCAGACUGCAUGGCACCACUAAACGCUGGUAUUAUUGUAUCAGACACUCAAGCUGCGGCUCUGUGUCCUGAGUGUGUUUAUAACUGCUGUGUUUUGUCUUGAAUAACCAGAGGAGACGACGCAGUAUGUAGCAUGUGGCGUUUAUCACUGAUGCACUUUAAAAAAAAAGGAUUCAUCCAAAGGGCAUAUUGUUAUUUAUUUGGUAUAAAUUCACUCUUUGUUCACAAUAAAAUGAUGAGCAAUGUAAA